AAAAAAGCACUGCAUAAAUGUUUAUUAAUUCCAAAUUAAACUUGUAAUUUUCUCUGUUUUUCUCAAGUAAUUAAUUUGCCGCUUUUCUUUUCCUGAGAGAAUGGGGUAGAAAUUCCCCUUCCCUCAUCGGGGAGGGUGCCUCGGGCAGUUUUUUUCAGGAAGAGGUCUUAAAGCCUUAAAGAGAGAAUAGAGUCUCACCUAGUUUCAUCCACAUUGCUGUAAAGUUGCUUGAAUGUAGCCAGUCUUUUCCCCACCAGUUUGGAGGGCUUCCUUGGAUCAAACAGAAGGGCCGCCACCCUCCCGUGAUCAAACGAGAGUUCCCUCCUUGCUUGUUGCCUCUACGGGGUGACUUUCGAUCCUUUCUGGGGUCCCCAGCGGGGAAAAAACGAAUGCAAAAGACAGAGCACUGUCUUCCUAUGUCCGUUCCACUGUGACAUCAAAACUGGAAGCCCAAGACAAAGUAAUUUUAAAAAAACCAAAUUAGGGGUUCAGGCUUAAAAUCUAAUUUGGGUUGUAGCAUUCAGGGUCGUAUGAACCAGCCAUUGAAAUGAUUUAAUGUAUGAAUUCAGUCUGUUGUGGAUUAUUCAGUAAAUCUUGAUUAAACAAAUCAUGGCUUAACAGUGUGGACCCAGUCAUACCUUCUGUGUGAGAAACAUUGUACAAUAUUAGGCCUGCUAUAUCUGGGCAGCACAAUCCAUUCAACUGCUACAUAGCAGCAAAGAGAGACAUAAACAUUUAAAUCUUUAUUUCCAGUCUUCUGAAUUUUUUGCUGUAGGAGCAAUUUAUAAACUAAUUUUAGCCUAUUUUCUGCUUUGUUUUCAAUGUCUUCUAAUCAACCGAGGGCUGCAAAAUCAAACUAAAAUGAAUUCCACGAAUUGUCUAAGCAAUCCAAGUGCUAUUUUAUAAAUUAUUUCAAUAAAAUCUAUCAAAGCUGUGUACAAAUAUUGUUUAUGUGAAAUAAUGUAUUGUAGUUUGAUCAUCAUUACACUCUGAUGCUCUUUAAUUUUUAAUAUCAAAUUACUUCAACAUUUCUAGGGCUCUGCAUUGGUCAAGGUUUGGGAUUAGGAUGUGGAUGACCCAAGUUCUAAUCCAUCCUCAGCCAUAGAAGUUUCUCAUGACUUUGGAUCAGUCAUUCUCUUUCAGCCCAAUCUCUCCCACUGGAUGGUUACUGUGGGGAAAAAUAGGAAGCAGCAGCACUAUCUUGGGCUCUUGAAUGAAAGCUGGGAUAUACAGUAAAUCCAGUAAAGAAAUCACAUGUUUGUAAAUGUACAAUUCUUAUUAACUACUUAAUUUCCAGGUAGAGCAGAUUGUCCCUACUAUGCUAAGGCAGAACUCCUUGCUGACUAUCUGGGGAACAAUUUGCCUAACUUCAGGAUACACAAGAUUGUUCAACAUCCCGACAACUGGGAGGUAAAAUUAUUUCAGUCUGGUUCACUAGUGAGGAGCUUCUCUACUUUUGGAAUCCAUUAACCAUCAGAAGUAUCUUUACAGGUAGCAGAAGAGAGAAAUGGGAUAAAUGUACAGUGCAUAAAAUAAUUACAUGGAAACAGUGAUGAAGAAAGCUAAUGAACUCUGCUAGCCUUUGAGUUUGGUUAUUUGUAACAUAUAUCAAAUGUAUGAUGGUUUGGGGCAUAUAGUUUAGGAAAUCUACAAUAGCUUUUUAUGACUUUAAUAUUUAUUGAUGGAUCAAAGUGGCAUUGAUGAUACACAAAAGCUUCAUCUGUUUUGCUUGGACCAAAUGAUGAAAAAGUCUCCUCCCACUUCAUAAUUAUGUAAAUAAAAAAUGGUGAGUGUGUUUCAUCUGCAGACUGAGCUGACUUUGAGCGUUCAAAUAUGGGUACCAAAUAUUACAAGGUGGGCAAGUUGCUUUGGUAGUAUGUGAGCUCUCUUCCAUCCAAAUGGAAGUAUCCACUUUCAUAGCUUCUAUUCAGAAAUAUACUUUUCAUAUUAGCCUCUUGUUCUGUAUGAAGGGAGAAUGUUUGGAUAAUUGUACGAAAUGUAAGGAUGGUUAUUUCAACAUGGCAGUGAAAGCCAUCUAUGGAUUUAUACAUAUUACCAUUGCAUGAUAUGCUUAAUUUGAGGGCAUUUAUCCUUAGAAGUGGCUUCAGGAGAUCUGUAAUGAGAAUGGCUGGAAACACAAACGCUCCCCAAUUAUUUGGAGAGAACUGUUGGACCGUGGUGGAAGGGGCCUUCUUCUAGGGGGAUUCAAUGAUUUUCUAGAACAUGCACAGGUAAAAAUUUGCAUAUUGACUUGUUGCAUAUUGAUUUUUCUGCUAGCUUCUUUUCUUUUCUCAUCAAUCUGUUUUUAUUUGUUUUCAGACUGACCAAAUUUCAGUACACAGUAUAUAUAACUAUGAUUCAACACAAUGCUUCAGUCAGCUUAAUUAAAAUUGUUAGGGAAUUAGUGAAUGGGAAUUUAAAUAUUCAGAUAAAAUAUCUGAAUCUUCAUUGAAGGACAUUUGAAACAGAUAAUAUAAAGGAAUAAAACAGUUUGUUAAAGUAAAUGGAAAAGGAAUUUCCAUUUGAAAAACUAAUGAAUCAGUUUUGGCAAUCAGCAAUAUAUUUGUAACAAGUACUGUACAUAAUUGUAGAACUUUAUUCACUAGGUAAAAUAAUUUUGAAGAAUCUUGCCAAUCACCAAAAUAAUUGGUCAUGGGACCCUAUAAACUAUUGAUCUAGACUAAUGGGUGAUAUGUAGUAGAUUAGCAAGAGUUUUUGUUUUCCAGUUACUUAAAAAUAGCAAUAACAAUGUAAAAAUGUUGAAAUGAAGAAAAAUGAGUACAUAAUGAAUGGAUUUUGAGGAAGUAAACUGCCAAUAUGGUGGUAGCAACUUGACCAAUCUUGAAAAGCUAUGCAGAAUUAGGACUUGAAAGGAAAACCAUCAGAAAAUCCCAGAACUGUAGAUUAAACUGGAAAGAAAAGAAAACACUUUUGCACUUCCCCCGGUAAAACUCUAUGCAUGUCCAUGGAAUCAUUAGAUUUUUUGUGGGAACUCUGAAGUGAGUUCAUAUCUAGAUUUAAAACAAAUCCAUAGAUCAAGAAAUGCCCAGAGACACCAUAUUGUUAAACUCCAAGAAUAUGUCUUUGCUCUUGACUUUGUAGUAGAAAUAAGGGUCUGGCGAAAAUAAAAUCUGGCAAAAUUGAAAUCUGCUUCCCACGUUAUGUUAUUUACGUAAAUCCUCUUCAUUUUGAAUACCUAAUGUCAUAAAUUUAGAUUGCUUUCCCCAUUCUGUUAUUAUUUCUAUAUUUUUGUAAUCAAAUGUGUUUUGGUCUUCAGAAUUUGAAAUAAAUUGAUAUUUAUUGAUCAGCCUUUUUAAUCUUCAGCAAUACUAUAACAUCACAUCAGAUAUGAUGACUGAAGAGAUGUUACUAAUAGCUAAUGAGAACUUGCAGACUUGCACAGAAAUUGAAGCAGAAGAGAAAGAACUAAAAAGUCUUAUCAACCCCUUGCACAUUUGGCUUAAUAGAGCAUGCAGUUCUGCCUGCUAUCAUCUGAUCCCUUUAUUAACCAAUGGAGAAAUAUUUGGAAUGGAAACUGAGAUAAGCCUUCAUUUGUUUGACAGGAGUAGUUUCAAAGAAAUUCUUCACGGUAUUGUUAUGGAGACCCAAGAUUUAGCAUCCCCAGUCCUUCGUAGUGUCACUUUACAUACUGAACUGGAGGAGAUUUUCCUUGAUGCUGAUAUCAUCAUUUUGUUUGACGACAUCCUACAGGAAACAAUCCCAACACUCGAACACUGUAUCCACCAAGUGACUAAUCAGUGUAAAACAUAUGGCCCUUUGAUAGAGCAGAAUGCCAAAAGCAAUGUCAAAAUUAUUGUGAUGGGAAAAACUUUUACCAACCUUAAGUCAUUAAUGCUUAUGACAUAUGCACCCUCUAUAAAUCCUAGAAAUAUUAUCACUCUUGCCAUGCUGUUGGAAAGUGAAGCCAAAGCUAUGGUAGCAAGAAAAAUGCAAAUGCACCCAGCAGGAAUAAAAAACCUCAUUGUCUGGGGGAACAUCAGUGGCAAUAGCUUCGUUGAUCUGAGUAAAACAGAGCUAUAUAGAUAUGAUAGUGCCAUCUGGGGCCCACCAAGUUUUUUUCGUCCAUUGUUGGAUGUGCUAUUUGAUCGUGAAUGGAUGGAAAUUGAAUUUGUGGCUUCGUUGAGUUCAUUAAGUUCUUGGCGAGCUCGUGGUUUAGGAAUGGCACCUGCACAUACAGUUGCUACUGUGCUGAGAUACUGGUACCAAGGAUCCCCUCCUGGAGAAAUGAUCUCCUUGGGAGUAAUUAGCGAAGGUCAGUUUGGACUUCCUGAGGGGAUUGUCUAUUCAAUGCCCAUAAGGUUUGAGAAUGGCAGCUGGGAGAUCUAUACAGAAAUAGAAAUUAAUGAAAAAACUCAAUCGUAUCUUCUGAUCCUGGCCUGUGAUCUCAUUCGGGAAAAACAAGUUGCCUUAGGUGAAGUAGCAGAACUGAAUCCACAAAGAAGAGACGUCCAUGCGAUAUAUCGUGAUGUAGAAGAAGAGGAAGACUUUGAAGUAAAUGAAGAACACAAAGCUUCCUUAAUUGACCAAGAAAGAGCCUUGGAAAGUGAAGACCAAACUGUUGCUGAAGUUACAGAAACGGAAGAUACUGAUGAAUUAAAUGAGUCCAAAAAUAUCGAAGAAGAAAACAUUGAAGCUGAAGAUGAUUAAGAAGCUAAAUACAAAAGUAUUAUUUAAUGCGUAACGAAAGUUGUAUUGAUUCAUUAGUGAAUGCAGAAAAUUGUAUGAUAUACUUCAAAAAAUAUAAUAUAAGAAAGCAAUACUGUUUUACUUUGUCAAAUUUAAUUUGCAAUUUAAAGUUAUGUUGAUAUUUAUUAAUGCCUGGCAUCUUUCCAAAGCUUUUGAAUUUUGACUCCCGCUGAGUUAAACAUUCAGUUAGACCUCAUGUUAGUCAUAAUUUUUACUGAAUUGCAUUUCCAGUUUUUAUAUCACACAAAACUAUAAAGCUGGCAAAAUGUGAAUAUGCAAAAAUAAAAGUAAAAAUGUGCCUGAUCCAAAUAUCUUAAAUUAUACAAUUUGAAUGAACUGUGUAAAAUAUAUUUGAUUUGAAUUGAUGAAAUGAGAUUUGAGGAGGGCAAGACUGAAUUUGAUUCUAGGACAAAUCAUGCUCAGUUGCAAAAAACAACAACAACCCACCAGUGGCCUAGCUUAAUCUGCAAAGAAGAUUUAGGCUUUAUCUAUCUAUCUUUAUUCUUCUAGAAUAGGAAAGAUAAGAACAAAGUAUGAUUUUGUUCUCUGGUUUCUUUUGAAGUGAAUGAAGUCUGAGUCCCGGGAGUUCAUAUUACACUAACAUUGACUACAUAAACUAGGGAUGGUUUAAUGGAUUCCUGCAUAGAGUAGAGUUUGGGUUAGAUAUUCUAUAAGGUCCCUUCUAACACAAGCAUUCUGUGAUUUUAUCACUUUGGCUAAUCCAGUAUCUGGACCUCUAUUUCCCACUAAGCUGACAUUAUGGAUUUGUGUGAUAUGUGAAUGCAAUCUGUGUUAGUUCAAUAAACAAAAUGGAAAUGGCAGCACUCAUAUCUGCAUUUGUGGGCAUGUGCUGAAAUACUCCUUGGAAUGUUUCUCAAUUUACUCCUACAGACAUUCCUAUAGAAUCUGUGGCCAUCGAUACAUUGAUGAACAGUAGAGUUAGUAAAUGAGACUCCUGGAAUUUACGGCACUACAAUAUCUGUAAAGUCAUAACUGACAGUCCUGCAUGCAUGUAAUUUUGGUAUGUUACCACACAAACUGAAAAGCAUAUUUUUGUCCAUAGUUAUUUAAGUGACCAGAAUAGUGAUGCAAGAUAAAUUGUGAGAAAAUGUGCCCGAAGUUCAGAUGUGCAUUUGGUUUUCUUUUCUUUGAUAUGGACAAUAAUUUUCUUUUUCUUUUUUUAUAAGGCAUUUUGUAUGUGAACAAAAUGUACACUCAUGCAUGUUUAUACAGGGAUCUAUAAACAUAAGAUAACUCCAGUUGGAAGAGUACCAGCUCAAGUAUCUUACUGAAAAAGCAAGAACAGCAAAACACACUAGCUUCUAUUUAUUUUUAUUCUAUAGCUUGUGAUGCUUCAAUAAUGGUUUAUUUUAAGUAGGGAUUAAAUUUGUGCAGAGUGAAUAAAAUUAAUAAUUUAUCCUAUUAGCUGCAACAGAAACAUUCCUGGAUGAAUUGAUUUCUACAACUUAACAAUAAUAAAUUUAGUGCAGGAAACACUGCUUUUUCAUUCUGUAUCUGAGUGUGUAGUUAUAUAAAAACAUAAGCAGUUUUUCUUUUAUUAUGUAUUAAAUGCAUUAGCUUUAGCCAAAUUAAUGUGGUAAAAGAGUCAGAAUAUUUGGAUUAACAAGUUUAACUCUAUUUUAUUGCAAUAACAUUAAGUGACAGGUAAUGUUCUAAGCUGAAAAAGUUUAUAAAUUCAAGGUGUGUUAAAUUCAAAACUACCCUGCUAUGGGCAGACUUCUGUUCCAUCUGCAAUGCUAUUUAAAAUCAAUUUCACCUCCAAUCCAGCCUGUACUUCUUCAGCAUUCCAAAUCAAGACUGCAGACUUUUCCAGUUUGACUGUCAACCUCUGUUCUGUAAUGUUUUGUUUAGACCUAAUAAAAAUACUAAGAUACUA
Molecule: messenger RNA, 6604 nt
Organism: Crotalus tigris (Tiger rattlesnake)
Lineage: Eukaryota; Metazoa; Chordata; Lepidosauria; Squamata; Viperidae
Gene: MDH1B
Product: malate dehydrogenase 1B
Exons: 9
Coding region: 3349-4668 (439 amino acids)
Biological process (GO): oxaloacetate metabolic process; tricarboxylic acid cycle; malate metabolic process
Molecular function (GO): L-malate dehydrogenase (NAD+) activity
Source: RefSeq, a predicted model, not a curated record